AUGGCGCCUUCGACGUGGGUCAUCAUCGGCGCCUCGCGGGGCAUUGGGCUGGAGUUCGUGCGGCAGCUGCUCGAACGUGGCGACCAGGUCAUCGCCGCGGUGCGCAACGUCGAGGCGGCAAAACGUAUCUGGCCCUUGACCGGCAACGAAACCAGACCUGGCAGCUGUCUGAUCGACCAGUGUGAUGUCACGGAUGAGUCGAGUAUUGAUGCUUUUGUGGGGCGUGUGAAGUCCCUCGUCGACAAGGGGAUGAAGUUGGAUAAUAUUGUGCUGAAUGCUGGGAUUCUCAGAUACCCAAAUAGAGCAACAGAGUUGUCAUAUAGCGAGUUUGCGGCACAUUUGCACACCAACACCAUUGGGCCAAUUAUCGUGGCACAGAAAUUACUCCAGAUCAGCGCCUCAGCGCCCCCGUCACGUGUUAUAUUCAUAUCAUCCGACUCCGGCUCAACUGCAUUGUUCAGAGAACAAGAAGACGGAUUCGGCGCAUACGCCGCGAGCAAAGCCGCUUUGAACCAGAUGCUUCGACACAUGGCAGCAGAAUUGAAGAGGAAGGGCGGGCUCUGGGGUGAAGUUUGUGUGCUGGCGAUGCAUCCGGGCGAAGUGUCGACGGACAUGGCCACCAAUCUUGGUGAGGUUGAAUGGGAUAUCUCAGGCAUGAUUGGGGCGGAAGAGAGUGUCUCCAAGAUGUUGACGGUUAUUGAGCAGAAGAAUAAGAAGGAUACUGGGACCUUUUGGUGCUGGGAUGGAAGAGAAUAUCCAUGGUAG
This is a messenger RNA of Exophiala bonariae, 765 nucleotides long. RefSeq lists its product as uncharacterized. The transcript has 6 exons. The record is from RefSeq and is a predicted model, not a curated record. The coding region runs from base 1 to 765 and encodes 254 amino acids. NCBI's taxonomy places the organism in Eukaryota, Fungi, Ascomycota, Eurotiomycetes, Chaetothyriales, Herpotrichiellaceae. Gene Ontology annotation, molecular function: oxidoreductase activity, acting on the CH-OH group of donors, NAD or NADP as acceptor.